CAUUUAAGAACGUCAUAAUCACGGACUUUUAAUUUGAAAAUCCCGUGAACGCGCUGGCGUUGGGUUUUCCGCGAACAUGGAGGCGGUUGUGUCAGAACUAGUGGCACCUGAAGAUCUAAAGAGAUUUGAGAAGAAGUAUAACGCUGAGCUGGUGAAAGGACCCGUUUGCAGGGAAACCACAUUUGAGUAUGCCUGGUGUUUGAUCAGAAGCAAGUACUCCAAUGACAUUGUGAAAGGCAUUCAGCUGCUGGAAGAACUGGUUUCUACAAGCAAAAAAGAUGAUCAGAGAGAUUUUCUCUUCUACCUUGCCGUUGCAAACUACAGACUUAAGGAGUAUGAGAGAGCACUGAAGUACAUUCGUACUCUGCUGAAGAAUGAACCAGAUAAUAAACAGGCCCUGGAACUGGAGAAACUCAUCAACAGUGCACUAAGAAAAGAUGGUUUAGUUGGCAUGGCGAUCGUCGGCGGUAUCGGUUUAGGUGUGGCGGGAUUGGCUGGUCUUAUUGGUUUGGCUGUGAGCAAAGGUCCUAAGUCCUAAUAUGGAGUUCCUGAAGAGCGUACUUUGAUUCUGUUCCUCUCCAGAAGAGAGACUUAAUGAUCUCGUAUAAUCCUAUAAUCAAAGAAAACCAUGAGGAGGCCCGUGCUUUUUUAUUUUGUAUUUUUCUGAAAUGACUUCAAUGACAUUUUGAGCGCUCAUAUUUUAUCAUGUUGCUUUUUGCUUUACGAUUCUUCGGCUCUUUUUGGUAUGUGUAGAGAUGUGGGGUUAGGAUAAAGUAAUAAGUUAUGGGUUUUUCCUCUGAAGCCUUUCAUUUUUCAAAGGAAAUGAAACUUCAGAGGCUUUUCCAGGGACUUGCAGUACAAGAUAAGAUAUAUUGUGAUAAUAUGCACUUUUUAUUUAAUAUAUAUAAAUAUACUUACACUAUAGAUAAGUAAUAUGGAACAUUUUUGAUAAACUACAUUAAAACCUCAUGUCUGUUAAUGAAUUAAAAUGUGUGGUGACUGAACUAAUAAGGUGUGUUUACAUGCAUUGCACGUGUGACCAGCCUUGCAGUGCAUUUUCUUACAAGUAAUCGUUGUCAGCACCUUGUUUAUUACCUAUUGGUUUAUGUGUGCUGUCAAGUGUAUCAUCUUCCCUGCCUUGUGUGCAUUUUAUACUGAAACAUCUGCAAAGAAAAAGCACAUUUUGGCCAGUGUUUCCUUUGUCCUCCACACAUUGUUAAUAUGGAUCAAGAAAUUGGAAUCAAGGCCAUCAUUCAACAAGCAAGGUAUUUUAAGACAAGGAAUAGGCAGAUGAAGGGAUUUAUUGAAUGAAAUCUUCUAAGACAGGGUUCCCAUGUUAAAAUUGUGAUUUCCAGAAUAUUUAAUUGCCUAGAAUUUGCUCUUAUUGAGUGCAAUCUCUAUAAAAUUAUUAAGAAAGUCUUAAAAAAGAAUUAGUCAAAAGAUCUGGGAAUCAUGUUGAGAAAAAGCUGAUUGCGAUCUGAAGCGGCUGGUUAAAUAAUCACUCACAAACUGGUUGUCCUCCAUGCAUCAUUAGACCAGACACUCAGAUGUGGGAGUAUCUCCAACACUGAUUUAAGUCAACAACUACAAGGCCUUGAAAGUAAAAAAAAUGUGUUGUAAAACAUGUUUAUUUAAGAUAAUAGCUGAUAAUGGCAUUCAAUUUAAUGUUGGGUUCAAUUUGUACUUCCCACAUUAUUCAUCGCAGGCACAUGUUAAGACAUCUCAGCUUUACAAUGCUGGCUUUAUGGUUGCCAUUAGUAACAUCAUUUUAUAACACAGUAUUCAGGUUACUAAUUAACAGGUAAAGCAAAUGAUGAGAAGUCUGAUGCACAAGCUGUUCUCUCUCCUAUUUGUGACUUUGCUGGCAUUACAUUCUGCUGGUCGUGUCUAAACUUUGUUUGUGGGACAAACUAAAAUCUGCAGUGAAAUGAAAGGGCGAACAAACUUGUGAAUAAAGAUGUGAUAAUAAAGAUUAAAGUCAUGUUCCCAAAC
Carassius auratus (goldfish) is the source of this 1992-nucleotide messenger RNA. Its product is annotated as mitochondrial fission 1 protein-like. The record is from RefSeq and is a predicted model, not a curated record. Gene Ontology annotation, biological process: peroxisome fission; autophagy of mitochondrion; mitochondrial fission. Lineage: Eukaryota; Metazoa; Chordata; Actinopteri; Cypriniformes; Cyprinidae. Bases 77 to 538 code for a protein of 153 amino acids. Gene Ontology annotation, cellular component: mitochondrial outer membrane; peroxisomal membrane. Gene Ontology annotation, molecular function: protein binding. The transcript has 5 exons.